Molecule: messenger RNA, 2800 nt
Organism: Lytechinus variegatus (green sea urchin)
Lineage: Eukaryota; Metazoa; Echinodermata; Echinoidea; Temnopleuroida; Toxopneustidae
Product: brain-derived neurotrophic factor-like
Exons: 2
Coding region: 439-1716 (425 amino acids)
Biological process (GO): neuron projection morphogenesis; negative regulation of neuron apoptotic process; cell surface receptor protein tyrosine kinase signaling pathway
Molecular function (GO): nerve growth factor receptor binding; growth factor activity
Source: RefSeq, a predicted model, not a curated record
UGAAGGCAGCAACCAGAGACAGAUGUACCACUCGUUAGAAGAUAGAUAGCUUCAGUGUUUCCUUUGGUCUGGGAGUCAGUUUUAUCUUAUACCCCUAAACCAUUCGUGUUGGUUUCUUACAAACGCGAUGUCUUAAACCGAGCGGUGAGAAGGCGGUGAAAAACUUUUAUCUCAACUGACUAUCGUAAUACGAAAUAUCUUCGUAUCCAUUGAAAGUUUUGAAACUGUGCUGCUUUGGUGUUGGAUGCUCAACAAAGAUGUUUUAACUCGCUUGGAUGGUUUGCUCUAUGCUGAUCUUAUUCUUCGACUAUUCACUCUUGCACUUAUUUCAGAUUUGCUGACGAGUGACAGAUAUCCUGGUGAAUUGGCGCCAGACCUGCGCCAGUCUCUUGCAGAUUUCAAGACCUGGGUUCCUUGGUGGAACUCGUCGACGAGGAGAUGACCACGGACAACGAUUGCCGAGACGAUGACGAGGCGAUGUCGCGUCAAGAGAUGGAGCAUUCCCGUGUUCCUUGUUUCCACACUCAUUGUCGGUUUCGUACAAGUGUACUUGACCCCGAUGACGAUCCCGCUAAUCAUCCACGGGCGCAUCUGCGAAGUCGACACGAGCAUCAAAAACUUCAUCGGUACGAUACGGACGACGACGACGACGACCUCCAUCACAACCACCAUCACAUCCACCAUCAUCACCAUCACCAUCAUAACGAACUUCACUCGUCAUCAUUAUCAUCAUCCACAAGAGGCACGUCAUCGACAUCUUAUCAAGGUGGUCACCAUCGGCUUCUGACGCUGUUCGUAUUCCUGCUAGCAUGGGCGGCUGUCUGCGGAGCACCCAGAAGAACAAACGACGGAAGUCUCUCAAGACACAACACUGAAUCAGAGCAUACGAACUCAUUAUACUUCGAUCAUGCCUCCUCGCAUCCUAUGGCUGCGGUAUCUUCGGUGGAAACAAUACUAGAGGCUCCGGGGAGAUCAUCGGCGCCUGAAAGCGCAAAGGACGCUUCAACAAAAGCAGCAUCGGAGGCGUCGGUGGCAGGAUCAGCGGCGGUAUCAGGGUCGACGUCAUCAAGCUAUUUGGAAACGGGUAACGAGCCAGCCAUGCUGGUGAAUGCAAACGCCAUUCCACCUCCACUGGACUCUGUCAACAUGAUACCUGGGAUGUUCCCAGGGUAUAUGUCGCAGAGGGUUGUGUUCUCUGCAGAGCGCCCUCAGACCCCUCCCUGGCCCGGCGAUGCUUCCUUCAGACCGGAAGCCUUUGACGAAGAGGGUGAUAGUGCUAAUACGACCGACGAUUCGGACGUCCCGCAUAGUAGACAACGCCGGUCGUCAUCGGUCAGUGACUUGGAAGAGGUCUGUGAAAGUACCAGUAGGUGGAUGGUCAAAAAAUGGGGAACGGACAUGUACGGACAAAACGUGACCAUCUUAUCAGAGAUCAUGACCGCUGGUAACAUUCAGGUUACCCAGUGGUUUUACGAAACCGCGUGUGCGCGUCCUCACGGGGUCCAGACGUGCUUGGGGAUCGACAACAACAACUACGACUCGCUGUGUCUGACAAAGUCAGCGUGGGUCUAUGCCAUGAUCAGGACAGCAAGAGGAGAGGAAGGGUGGACAUGGAUUGCAAUUAGCUCAUCAUGCAAUUGUGCAGUCAGACGACUGAGCCUCUUAGAACAAAUAGGGCGCCGCAGUCGGUUAACGAGACUCGAAGGCUUUCGGUAGAACCAACAUACUGUGCUCUUUAUUGCUUGUCAUAUUUCUAUUUAAAGGUAUUAAGUUAUUGACGAUGUGUUUGUUUUAUGUUACAACUUUGGUUUAUAUACAUGUUCAGGUCGAAUCUUCAGCCGUUGGAUCGAAAUGCCCUUGUAAAUAUGGGAAAACCAUCUGAGACUGCACGGUGCCACAAAGCACUGGGUAAUUUCGCAGGCUUUUGAAAAUCAAAAACGUACACGUAUUCUCAAUUCUGUUUAGUUCAGAUUAUCCAAUCUCGUCAUGUCUCUUUCAAUCAACAUCAAGCCCCACUAGAUCCGUUAUUUUCAAAGUCUCCGCUGUCCAGGUUAUCAUUCUGUUUAUUGAUGGUGCUUGCAUACUUACAUAAUCUUUAAAUGUUUUGCUUCCGGCAAUCAGUUGAUAUCUAUAAUUAUCAAAAGUAUUUUUACUGUAUUCCAAGACAAAUUUUAUAUUAACUCAUAAGCAUACAAGUUAAAGAAAACUCAUUUUAAUAAUUGUGAUUGCAAUAUAGAGAUACUGCGAAAUUGAAACUGCCGAAAGAUUACUGACACUGGUCAGAUCUCAAGGCAAAUAAAAAACUUAAUGUCGGAAAUUCCUCACCCUAAUAAAAAUACCAAUUCCACCUUCGAUUUCCUAUAAGGUUAGUAUAGCUUACAGGCUUCACAGACCCUACUUUUUUUUCCAGUUUUGCUAUGAUUUCCCAUUUACGAGUUCUGUCAUUUCGCAAUAGGCCUAUCAAAGGUCAAAUCUACCCCCCAGAAAAUGUUGAUUUGAAUAAAAUGGAGAAAAUCAAACAAGCGUAACGCUGAAAAUUUCAUCAGAAUUGGAUGUUAACUUUUUUAAAGUUUUGUUCAUGUUUAAGAAAACAGCACAACUCACUGAUAUGCAAAUGAGAGAGUCGAUGAUAUCAUUCUUGUUUUUUAUCGUAUGAAUUAGCUCUGACAAUACGGAACAACUUCACUGAACCACACUGUUAAAACAAUGGUGAUUCUGCAUGUUCAGAAAGGAAUAAAACUUUUUUCUCAUGACAAUGGGGAGAAAAAUAUUUCAUAUAAUAAAAUAAUAAAGUAAUGGU